UUGAUGUUCUACCUUGGACAAAAAUUAUUAUCUGGUUUAUAUGUCAAGUUUAGGAUGGGUUUCUGGCAUCCUGCUUCAGUCUGAACAAAGCCUCAGCUCCCUGAGUGCUCCCAGUAAAUGAAACAGAUGAGUUAUCAGACCCUGGGCCACAACAAACUGCUGGCCAGCAUCCAGCACUGCAAUAGCAAUCCAGGGGGAUGGCGACACCCUUAACCCCCAAUCUCUUCCAUUUCCUAGCACAGGAGUCUGGGAAGUGAUAGCAGGGACCAGCCACAGCUGCCAGAGUCCAUCAGCUGCCCCAAACAGCAAGGCUGAACCACUGCAUUUUACCAACAUUUCUGCAAGAUGUAACUUUCCUGUCCCUUAAAAGAAAAAAUUGCUAAUAAUGGUUUCCCCUUCAGGCUUGUAAGGAAAAAAAAAACAACAAAAAACCAAACCAAACCAAAACAAAAAACCCCCCAAACAAAUAAACAAACCAAACAAACCCCCCCCCCCAAAAAAACCCAAAACAAAUAAACAAACAAACAAACAAAAACAAACAGCAAAGAACACAAGGAAAAGCCUACAAAGUAAUUCAGAAUCUUGCUCUUAGCUUUUAUGAGUGAGUGAGUGAGUGAGUAGCCACCGGAUGAAGCAUUUUUAGCCCUCCUAUGCAUGGAAGGCAGGGCCUGGCAUUAGACAGUAUUUUGCUGUUUGGUGGCAUUUCAGCAGGCCUGAAACCUGAGUUCUUACCAGAGGUUUGAGCUCCAGGGGGCUGAAGGACACAUACUGGGGAGCUGUGGGCUGGGUGCUGCUUUCAGGUGCUGGAGGCAUCUCUGAUUUUGUUUCCUUGGCACAGCAAGUGUUUCCAGGGGUGAGCGCUGCCCAGCAGCCUCCAGAGAACUCCACAAGCCCUGAAGCAGCAUCAGGCUCUUGGGAAGCACAGGCUUUUCCAGUGUGUGGGCACAGAUACUCAGCUGGUCCCUGGUGCUGCUGAUGCCUUAGAACUUUGGCUUUUGUGUUUUUCAUGUAUUUGUAAUCCUGCAGUUCUUUAGUGUAUAACUCUAAACUCCACACACAGUGUGAGCUGCUGCUUUCCCAUUUGGGGCAGACACAACAAUUCCUCUCCAGGCCUGGCAAUCAAGGACACCUCACUGCCUCAGGCCCCAGAGAUGGAAACAAAAGUGAGUUGGGGGGGCAAACUUGGGGUACAUGGCUUCAUUACCUGAAGCUGUACUUAGAAGAUUAACCCCCAAUAUGCAAAUGAACCAAACUUAUAAAAGUACGGAAACCCGUGACCCAUCAUCCAUUUUUGGGUAUAGAUCCUGGGGGGCUUCAUCUGCCCUAAAUGUACCUGAAGGCCCUUCAAUACAUAUAACUGCUUUUUAUUCCCUUACCUUUGUCUGACCUCUGGUUUUAGGUAGCCCCAAAAGGCGUCACUGCAGGAGUGUGGGGAGGGUUGCAGCACAGGAGCCCUGACAGCAUUUUGUGCCACAGGCAGAAUUCUGUGCAGUGCUGGGGAAGGGGAAAGGGGAAAUAGCCCCAACAGCCAGGUCUGGUCAUUGUGUGGGAUUGCUGCACUUAGCCUCAAACUGUCAUUUGACAUGCUAAAAAUAAGACUGAUAUGUUUUGCUCUCAACUCCACAGUUCUCUUUUGGUCAAGAUCUGCUGUUGCACCAUCCCUUCUGGCCGUGAGAAAGGCAGGAAAGAAACCCCGUGGGGCAGAGGCACUGCAGGGCAGCCCAGAGCCCUGUGUCCCUCUCUGUGUGUGGAGAUGGUACCAGCACCCCUCCUAUCCUACCAGAGGCUCUGUCCCACCCUGCCAUUCCUGCAGCUGCAGCCAGCAGGACACAGGGAUGCAGGGGAGAUGGAGAUUUUCCCUGGCAGGGAAGGGAGGCAGGAGCCCAUCAAUCUGUCUGACAGCAGGCCACACCAGUGGUUCUUUACCUUGCAGGAAUAUUUUGUCCCACUGGCUACUUUCAUGAAGAAAAUCACUUUUCCAGGCACAAUGUGGUGGAUGCUGGUGUCAGUGCAAGGUUCUUUGGGGCUCACUGCAGGCACCAGCGCAGGCUGUACAGGCACCAGUGCUCUGCAGUGCUGCUGGGCCCUGGAAUACCCUGCCCCGGAGCUGCCAGCAGGGACACAGCACAAGUGUCACCUCCACUGCGCCACACGGGGACAGCACUCACAGGACUGAGACAAGCUGGGAGCUGCAGAUGAGGGGAAAUACCAGGUCAGCGUCAAUGGUCCAUGGCAGGGGUGAUAAAACCUGUGACUGCGCGGAAGGAGGGGACCAUGAACAGCUGCAGAUGAGGGUGGCUGAUGUGGAGGCGAGGUGGAGAGAAGGAUGGGGAUCCUCAUGCUGCAGUGGCCAGGAAUCAGGCACAGACCCAAGAGCCUCAGCAGGAGCCAUGUAAGUUCUCCACAGACAGCACUUUAUCCUAGCUUUGCCUACUGGUAGCUUGUGUUGAGUUUGCUUUGACACAUGCUGGUGAACCUGCUGCUCACAGCCAGGUGCUUUGUGCCUAGUGACAUGGCUUCUCCCCCUCUUGAGACCUCCCUGGGCUGAUGAGACCCUCAUCUAGCAACCACAGCACCAAGCUGUGGAUGGGAAGCAUCAGAUUGGAGAGGUUCUAUGAGCUGAGCUCCUCCAGGCAUGACUUUGACUUCUCAUGGUUUAUACCACUAUUGAUUGCCUGGACACAGCCAAGAGGAGGCUGGGAACAACACUUGAGGAUGAUGCAAGAUUUUCUGUACAGUGAUGAAACCAUGACAACCCAGAAGCUGGAUGACUUUGAAGACUAAAGUACCAACAAGGACCAUGACAUAAAGAUAUUGUUGGCUGGGGAUCAGUGAGCUGGGCACCCUAAUAUGUCAGUAAACUACUUGUAAGCAUCCACCAAGGAGCAGCCCCGAGAAAGGAUAAAGCAGUCCCUGGAAAUUUAGAAGUUUGUAAAAUAUUGUAAUUGUACACUGGCAUGAAUAUUUUCAAGGGCUGUUUUGUGAUGUGCAGACAGACAAUGCAGAAAUACUCCAAAAGCUGCCCUAAGGUGACCUUAGAGCAAAGUGGAAAGGGGAAAUACAUUUGGCCAAGACAGCAAUUCAAGGUGCUAAUAUCAGCACCUUUAAGCUCAUUGAUCAACUUGUCUGAGCUUUUCUGGUAAACAGGCUGUCAUGGGGAGCCCAAGAGCAGCCCUGGGGCGCAGGCACCUGCAACCACUGAGCCGUCACAGAGCCAGCAGGUCACAGGGUCACGGCGCCACGUUUUCUCGGAAUUGCUGGCUGAGAAGAGCUAUGGAAGACAAGAGAACUACUAUGAUUCAGAGUGAAACGCUUUAUAAUAAUCACAAAACUUCCUGCAAACCACUGCUCUCACCUCUCCAACAGCUGCAGGACUGUUGGGGCUGUUCUGUCCCAGGCCUCAGGCAGUGUGACAACAGAAACCACUCCUACUCCAAUCCCAGCAGGGGUGGCACUCUGGAAGGCAGAGAGAAGACCUCAGGACAUUCCAGGGCAAUGGGUCCCCUCAAGCACAGUCUGUUGGGCGAGGAGGAUCAACAAGCAUUGCUCAGUGAGACAUCAGGCAGUGGAAGGUAAAGCAAAGGAAAAAGCCAAAGCUAUUCCACCUCCAGAGGAACUGCUGCAGGGAUGCAGGGCAGACAAGCCUUUCACCUCCCUGCAGGACUACUGCAGGCUCCUCAGUCAGCAGGAGGUGGUACAAGCCACACCAAUGGUGAUGACAGAGGAAGCUCUGCCCUUUGUUCAGCAAGAGUGCGGGUGCUUUCUCGGCCAGUGUUGCUGCCUCUCACAGCCACCAGAAAUUGUGAUCAGAGGACACCUCACUGGUCAUGUGCAAGGAGCACUGCUCGUCGUGCCUGCACAGCACUCCACAUCUGGGCUGGAGGAACUCACUCUCUCCAAGGACAGCAAGAGAACAGGAACUGUACACUUUGAUACUCCCAAAAUGAACAACAGCAGCUGCAAUAUCACAGCCUAUGAAAUAUUUUCAGUUUUCCAGCUGUGUGUUUACAUCCCAGUUUUGGUUUUGGGCAUCGUGCUGAAUAUGUUGGCACUGUGCGUGUUCUGUUGCAAACUUGGCAAAUGGACAGAAACCAGAGUAUACAUGGUGAACCUGGCUGUGGCUGACUGUUUGCUGCUCUUCACCUUGCCGUUCAAAACUCUGUCCCAGUUCCAGCACCUGAAGGUGGACGGGUGGUGCCUGGUUCUGGAAGGUGGCUAUUUCACAAACCGCUUUAUGAGCAUCGGUAUCAUCACCCUCAUUGCUGCUGACAGGUACCUUGCAAUCAAGUACCCUUUGAGAUCCAAGGCACUCAGGUCACCGCUGAAGGCAGCUUUUGCCUCUGGAUUCCUCUGGAUAUUCAUCAUCUGUGAAACUUCCCUCAUUAAAAGCUUUGAGGACCGAAGAGAGAAUGACUUUUGCUUUGAAAAAUCUUCAGUGACACCCUCGGUGAUCACCCUGUGUGCCAUUAUUGCAGGGUUUUUCAUACCGCUGCUCAUCUUGACUUACUGCUCCAUACAGGUCAUUGCAGAGCUCAGGAAAAAGAAGACUGACAACCCUUGCAAUGAAAUGCUGACCAGGAAAGCUGUCUACAUUGUGUCUGCAAACAUGACUGUGUUCAUCAUCUGCUUUUUACCUCUUUACCUCGGGCAUCUCCUCCGCUUCGUCCUGGACUCCGUCAGCUCCGACUGCUCGGCAAUACAGAGCAUCAACAACUUCGUUCACUUUGCCUCCAUCCUCGCCAACACAAACUGCUGCCUGGAUGCCAUUUGUUACUACUUUGUCAACAAGGAAUUUAAGGAAGCAUCUUCCAAGCUAGCAAAGUCCAAAUCUGAGUCCAGUGAAGAAGCUGCAAUUCAGCUCCCACAUGUAACACAUUAAGGCAGAACACAUACAGCACGCAUUUUAUAUUUGCUGUGUUCAACUGGGACUCACUGGCAGGGUUUCACACUUGCUUUUUUAAGAGUGGGACGGAGGGACAUUCUACUAAUGAGAAACAUUCAGAUACAUGAUUCAGCUCUGAAUCAGACAACCACAGCAGUCCAGGUCCUGAUCUAAUGAUCUAGAUUGCUGCUGACAAUUCUCUGCCUUAAUGCAAAUUUGCAUAAAAUGGUAGAUUUCCCCUGCCAAAAAUCCCCAUCCUUCAUUUUCCCACAAAACCCAAAAGAAGCACAGGGACUGGUAAAGGAUUGGGUUUUGUCUCCCAUCCCCACCUUGGAUCAGUGUUUGUGCAGCUGUGACAAAGAAAUAGUCUAUUCCAAAUGUUAACAAAUUUUUAAAAAAUCAGAGUGAAAGCAUGCAGAAAAAGAGAGGAUGGUGUUUCUGUAAGUCACAAUCUUACUGGAUUUUAGUUGCUAACAAUGUACAAUCCCAUAACAGGAAUAUUUAGCUUGCUUUAAAUAACUUUACAGCAAUGUAACAGCUACAAAAUGGUCAUCAUUACAACACAAGGUCAGAAGAAAUUGCAAUUGCUUGUAUUGCGGAAAAACUUGUGUGAGUCAAAAUGUUUGAGUCAAAUGGCAUUAAAAUUAAAUAAAAGAGUUGGUACAGGGCAGUGGGAACAAGGACUCUGUAUUAGGACUCUAUUCAAUCUUAUAAUGUAAAGGACUGUCUAAAGUGGUAGCAAAGCUGUUCCAAAGAAAUCAACCUAAAUAAAGUUGUGUCUCUAGCAUGAAAUUCAGUUUCUUAAUGAGUUAAAUGGAAAAGGAGGGAGAUGGGGUGGUAGAGGACCUGCUGUGCUGCCUGUGGAGGAGGGACAGCUCCCUGUUGUCCAAGCCAGGGGUAGUGGGUAUGAGCUCUAACUGGGACUGGGAUUUUUUAAGGCACAGCAGCGUCCCACCCUGUGGUAAUUUUACCACAAACACCUAAAAAAGUAGAUGAAACCACUCAGCAGCUUCAGACCACACACCCUGAGCUGGGCACACACCUCCACUCACACCUCCCAGCCCCAGGCUGGGCUGCUGGAUUUCUUUUAGUUUAGUGCAAAUUUGGUAUGAAACUUCCAAUGGGGUUUUUCUAGAAAGCAGAUGUAAGUGGCCCUUUUCCCAGUUGGUUUGGGAAAAUAUUUCUUUGGAGAAAAGUGGAAAAAACCUGUUUAUGUAACAAGGAAAGUGUCCAUAAGUAUAUAUAUUUUUAAAAAGUAAAUAUUACACAAUAAAAUUUCUCCUUGUUUUGAA
Passer domesticus (house sparrow) is the source of this 6174-nucleotide messenger RNA. RefSeq names its product G-protein coupled receptor 35-like. The record is from RefSeq and is a predicted model, not a curated record. Gene Ontology annotation, molecular function: chemokine receptor activity. Lineage: Eukaryota; Metazoa; Chordata; Aves; Passeriformes; Passeridae. The coding region runs from base 3710 to 4879 and encodes 389 amino acids. Gene Ontology annotation, biological process: phospholipase C-activating G protein-coupled receptor signaling pathway; positive regulation of Rho protein signal transduction; chemokine-mediated signaling pathway. The transcript is spliced from 2 exons. Gene Ontology annotation, cellular component: plasma membrane.